Trypanosoma rangeli is the source of this 717-nucleotide messenger RNA. RefSeq lists its product as uncharacterized. Bases 1 to 717 code for a protein of 238 amino acids. NCBI's taxonomy places the organism in Eukaryota, Euglenozoa, Kinetoplastea, Trypanosomatida, Trypanosomatidae. The transcript has a single exon. The record is from RefSeq and is a predicted model, not a curated record.
AUGCUGGCUAAUCUUGGACUGGAAAGUGAGAGCCGUGGGGGUGAAUGCCGCCACCACGGCCGGCGACAUGCUCUUCGCAAUGAAGUACUGGACCACCAGCCACCCUACUUGAGGGCUCCAUUUGCCGUUCAGCAGGAACCGUUGAAGAACUCGCACCUCUCAGCAAUGCCGGAGGUGCAGGAAAUAUUCAUGGAGGAAGAAAACAAUAUCGGGUCUCCUGCCACCGCGUGUCACGCCUCUCAGCCCCAGUUGGAAGCGGAGCGACUCACUAAGGGUGGGUUAAACAUUUUUUCUUGGAACACGGACGCCCCAGUGAUUCCCCCGUCGCGUGUUCGACGGGAGCGGGAUGUGGAGGAGCUGCUGCGGCUCAGGCCACUAGACCCUGAGUUGAAGCGUGACCUCGAGGUGCGUGAAAAGUUUGAAGGCAACAAGCAAAGCCACUUUUUGUGUUUCGGCGAAAACGAGGAGACUGGCAAGCAUCUGGGGGCACGACGAGCGAACGACGGCACCCCAUCACUGGUCCCACCUGGCCCUGCUCUGGUGCCGAACGGUUUUUCCGGUAACCCCGGUCGAGCGGGGGGCGCGGUGUUGCAUGGCAGAAGGCGCGUCGCCCCAAGAGCUAGCACCGAUGAAGGAAUUGCUGGAUUUGCAGGCAUGGGUAUGGGCAGUGGCAAGAGGCCGUGCAACCCUGUGAAAAAUAAUCCCGUUGGGUUUUGA